This is a messenger RNA of Parnassius mnemosyne (clouded apollo), 1830 nucleotides long. The record is from the annotation of a GenBank genome assembly. Lineage: Eukaryota; Metazoa; Arthropoda; Insecta; Lepidoptera; Papilionidae.
AUGAUUGAGGGAAUGGUGAAGGAUGGUGUUAUUGAACCUUCAUCUAGUCCAUGGUGUUCACCUGUGGUGCUGGUAAAGAAGAAGGACGGCAGCAUGCGGUUUUGUGUUGACUACCGCCGCCUGAACGACGUUACGAAGAAGGACAGCUAUCCCUUGCCUAGAAUUGAUGACACGCUGGACAUGCUCACAGGCGUAAAGUGGUUUAGUACGCUGGACCUGAAAAGUGGCUACUGGCAGGUUGAAAUUGAGCCUAAGGACAAGGAGAAAACUGCAUUUUCCACAGGAAAGGGUCUGUGGCAAUUUAAAGUUAUGCCGUUUGGAUUGUGCAAUGCUCCAGCAACGUUUGAAAGAUUGAUGGAACUUGUACUUACCGGGCUAAUUGGAGAUGCCUGUCUGGUCUAUUUGGAUGACAUCAUCAUCGUAGGCCGUACGUUUGAGGAACACCUUCAAAACCUGGAACGCGUGCUCAUGAAGAUCCAGAGUGCCAACCUCAAGUUGAGUCCAAAGAAGUGCUCACUAUUCAAACGGCAAGUUAGUUUUUUGGGGUAUGUAGUGUCGGAAGAAGGUAUCCGCACGGAUCCAGAGAAAAUUGCUGCUGUCAAGGAGUGGCCGGUCCCAAAAGACAAGACACAGGUUAGAGCAUUUUUGGGUUUGUGCUAUUAUCGGCGAUUUGUGAAGAACUUUGCAGAUAUAGCCAAACCUCUGCACAAGCUAACCGAGGAGAAGCGACAAUUCUGCUGGGAUGAAAGUUGCGAUAUUGCAUUCCAGGAGCUCAAGAACCGCCUGUGCAAAACACCUAUUUUGGGGUACCCUGAUGCGGGCAAGGAAUUCAUAGUUGACACAGACGCAAGUGAUAUAGGACUUGGCGGUGUGUUGUCUCAACGGAAUGGUGAUCAAGAGAUUGUGAUAGCGUACUUCAGCAAGUCGUUGUCAAAGCCGGAAAGGAACUAUUGUGUCACAAGACGGGAAUUGCUUGCUGUGGUAAAGUCCUUGCAGCAUUUUAGCAAAUAUCUUCUAGGGCGGAAAUUCCACUUACGAACUGACCAUGCUGCACUGAAAUGGCUAUUGCAGUUCAAAAAUCCGGAAGGACAAGUUGCGAGAUGGAUAGAACUACUGCAGGAAUACGACUUUGUGAUCGAACAUCGCAGCGGGAAAUCUCAUGGCAAUGCAGAUGCAUUGUCAAGAAGACCUUGCCCUGAAGAUUGCAAGCAUUGUACUAGGCAAGAGGGUAAGGAAGUGGUAUCUGUGAGAAUGCUCAGGACAGACCAGCUCAGCAAUGAGUGGAAGGACAGCCUACAGCAUGCACAGCAGGAAGAUUCGGACAUUAAGCCGAUUCUGGAAUGGAUGAAGGCCAGUGCUCCUAAGCCCAAGUGGAGCGACGUCUCAGCAAUGAGUUCGACCACAAAAAGCUAUUGGGCCCAAUGGGACAGCUUGCUGAUUCAGGAUGGAGUCCUGUGCCGUAAAUGGGAAAAUGGUCGGGGAGACAGGUGUCAUUUGCAAAUGGUUGUCCCUAAGGCUAAAGUGCCGGAUAUUCUACAGAUGUACCAUAGUGGUUGUUCAGGAGGCCACCUGGGAGUUAAACGAACUCUCCUGAAGAUCCGAGAACGGUUUUACUGGGUCCACUGUCGUGACGAUGUCGAGGACUGGUGCCGCAAAUGUACAAGUUGUGCGGCUGUAAAGGGACCUCAAAUUCGUAGUAGAGGCGCAUUGAAAUUGUACAAUGUUGGUGCACCAUGGGAGAGGAUAGCCAUUGACGUUGCGGGGCCGUUUCCAGAAACUGAAAGUGGUAACAAAUAUUUCAUGGUAGUGAUGGAUUACUUCACUAAGUAG